This is a messenger RNA of Rhineura floridana, 1199 nucleotides long. It is a transcript of the gene EBPL, whose product is annotated as EBP like. The transcript is spliced from 4 exons. The record is from RefSeq and is a predicted model, not a curated record. Bases 189 to 857 code for a protein of 222 amino acids. Gene Ontology annotation, biological process: sterol metabolic process. Gene Ontology annotation, molecular function: cholestenol delta-isomerase activity. Lineage: Eukaryota; Metazoa; Chordata; Lepidosauria; Squamata; Rhineuridae. Gene Ontology annotation, cellular component: membrane; endoplasmic reticulum.
CAAGAAUCCCUCACGGAGAGAACUCUAGCGCACGGCAGCUUUUGUUACAGUAUAUACGGUAGUCGUCUUUCCAGCGGAGUUCCUUAGGCACGAAAGAGGCGGCUGUUCGCUGCCGUCAGCGGGCGCGGAAGCAUCACGCAGGCCGGGAGCUCCGCCCUCGGCCAGCUGCCUUUCUCCGGGCUCCGAGCAUGGCGGCGGCAGGGCAAGCGGAGCUCCGGCUUCAAGCCGAGGCAGCUGCUCCCGCGCAGCUGUUCAGCCGAGCGUCGGCAGCGUCGUUAGCCGCGUGCGCGGCCCUGCUGGGCCUGGCGUGGCUCUCGGGCUCGCGGCUGGGCCGGCGCGAGGGAGCCUCCCCGCUGGACCGCUGGGUGUUGAGCUGGCUCUGCUACGACGCGCUGGUCCAUGGCGUCCUGGAGGGCCUAUUUGUUUACCUGUCACUAGCGAGCAGUGUUUCAAGAUCAGACAACAUAAUUGCUUCACUGUGGAAAGAAUAUGGCAGAGCAGAUGCAAGGUGGCUGCACUCUGAUCCCACUAUUGUCUCACUGGAGAUACUAACGGUUUUUCUGGAUGGCCUUUUGGCAUUGAUCCUCAUUUACGCUAUUGUCAAACGGAAGCAUUACAGACACUUCAUACAGAUUACAUUAUGUAUUUGUGAAUUAUAUGGUGGAUGGAUGACUUUUUGUCCAGAGUGGCUCAUUGGAAGUCCCAACCUAAACACCAGUAACUGGCUUUAUCUGUGGGUCUAUUUGGUAUUUUUCAAUGGUAUAUGGGUAGUUAUCCCUGGAUUUCUACUAGUGCAGUCUUGGUUAGCACUGAAAAAAAUGCAUCAUGACUGUUCAGAUAGCAAAAAAUGCCGAUGAUCAGGGCAAGAUAGUUGUAGGUACUUGAACUGUAACUGUAAUCUGCUCCUGACAGUGGUGGGGAGCAGAAUGCAGAAUGUCCUAAAACUCCUCUUCCUUGCUGUGCUGUCCCCCUUCCCUAUUUCUGGUAUGCUAGGAUAGAACCAGGCCAAUUCCUUCCAACAACUAAGGCCCUCCUAGAGCCCCAUGCCUCACUUCUACUGUUUACUCUUUCCUCGCAUUCCUGUCACACAGGCUCCUCGCAACAGAAGCAGUAGUAGAACUGUACAUAGGGAUGUGGGGAAAAUGCAGACUGCUGGAAAGUGAGAUGGUCAAUUUUACCAAAUUGUGGGGGGGGGGACA